AUGUUACCAUUUCUCAAUAUCAGAUGCUCUUCUGGUGCCGCCAGACAGAUAAUAGCCAAGAGAUUGUUGUCAAGAACGCCGGCUCAACUUUCAGGGCACAACAAAUGGUCGACCAUUAAGCAUGAUAAAGCCAAAAAUGACGCAGAAAAGAACAAGAUCUCCAAUAAAUUCUCAGGGGCCAUUGCCGUAGCAGCGCGUGAAGGCGGACCUGAUCCUACAAAGAACAUUCGAUUGGCGACGGUGAUUGAAGCAGCACAAAAGGCCAACGUGAUGAAACGGGUGAUUGAAAACGCGAUCAAGAGAGGGUCAGGUACUGGCGAUAACAAGAAACAGUUAGAUCAGAUGGUCUACGAAGGGGUGGGACCUGCUGGUGUGGCAUUCGUCGUGGAAGCGUUGACCGACAACAAGAAUAGAACCAUUGGGGAAGUUAGAGCAUGCUUCACAAAGUUCGGGGGGUCGUUAUCGCCUUCAUUGUUUAAUUUCGAUAGAAAAGGUUACGUUGUUUGUGAAUUACCACUACAGAAUGCCUUGACUGAGGACCAGGUAUUUGACAAGGUCAUUGAGUGUGGGGGUGAAGACUACGAGGUUUAUGAAAAUGAUGAAGAGCCAACUAAGGAUAAAGACGGGAACUUGAUUCCUUUGCCAAAACUAUUAGAGGUCACUACCGAUCCUUCAGAUACUGGUAAUGCCACGGUAGAAUUGAAGAAGGAUUUCAAAAUCAAACAAGUUGGUAUUGCUUACAUUCCAAAGCCUGAUUUGGUCAUGAAGGUCGAAGAGGUCGAAGUCAGAGAGAAAUUGGAUAAAUUGCUACAAUCUUUGGAAGAUCUCGAUGAUGUGACAGAUGUUUAUUCUAACACCGAGGAGAACUAA
Saccharomycopsis crataegensis is the source of this 870-nucleotide messenger RNA. It is a transcript of the gene DPC29, whose product is annotated as post-initiation translation factor DPC29. The transcript has a single exon. Gene Ontology annotation, cellular component: mitochondrion. The coding region runs from base 1 to 870 and encodes 289 amino acids. The record is from RefSeq and is a predicted model, not a curated record. Lineage: Eukaryota; Fungi; Ascomycota; Saccharomycetes; Ascoideales; Saccharomycopsidaceae.